GUUGCUGCGUACAAGUUACAACAUGUACAUACCGCCAGUUAACUUUCACUUGGAAACUGAGAUUUAAAAGUUCAUUUCGUUUAGGUUCAGCUAUGUAAAAGAAGGAAGGAUUGCAUUUGAGAUAGCAAUAAGAUGGAAGGGAAAAACGUUCCUGUAUUCGGUAUGCUGGUGCCUCGUCCUCCCAGAAAACCUCCACAGCACAGACCUGCAGUUUUGAGUCACAGACAUAUCCUCCCUUCAGUCAGAAAAUGCUGUGUGAAUGAACAGAAGGGCCUCUACUCAGAUGUUGUCAGUACUCUCCAUUUUCAGUCUCCAAUAGAGGGACCUGAGACCCAGCAGAGGACACAGGGUCAAUCCAUCCUGAAGUUCAGGAAUUGCCAAAGAGCAAAAUAUAUGUCCAAGGUCCAGCUACCUUACCAAACUGCUCCUGGACAGAUCCCCCGCAAGUUACAGAUAGAGAGAUGCCGGAGGGAAUAUUUGAAGUUGGACUUGGAGCAACUUCUGGCAGAAAAGGGCAUAUUCUCCAGUCAUCUAAUCACAAGAAAUCAGCGCAGCAGUGAGCCUGGAACAACAUUGGACCAUACUGUGUCACCUUACCUCCCCCUAGAGAUAUUUGACAAUGAGGAAUAUGACUGCAGGAAUCCUGAAGAGUGGCUUACCUUGUACAAUGUUGAAGGAUCACCUGAUAGAAAAACGGUCAUUGGAAAAGCCCUCCUGCCUACAGAGAACAAGAUUCCUUCUGAGGACCCGGAAAUCACCUCGUUGGAGUACAGCUGGCAUUUAGUUGCAGUUCUUGACUUUAGCAAGGAGAAAUGUCAGUACUUUGUACAGAGGGUUUACCAGAACUCCAAGAUGACAGGGGUGAACACCAUACAAGCAGACACUGGAUACUGGGUACCCAGAAUAAGAUUGUUAUUCAUUGCUGAGAACCCACGUGUCUUUGUCGAACGUAUCCAAUUUGCCCUGCGUUGGAGGGAUAACACAGAAGCUCUGAUUCUGUAUCACUUGUCUGUGGACUGCAUGCCAAUCUGGACUGGAACACCAUCUAUUAAUGCUCACAGUCUCGAGCGUAUUAAAGGGUAUACUGUUUCAGCCCCUGGGCUCAGGCUUGAAAUUCUAGAGAAGUAUCUUGGGGACCUGGAGAAGGAGGUCAAACUGGAAUAUGACCGUACAAUGAACCGCUUGAGCUUUGACAAAAUAGUUAAGAGCCAACCAGAGGAUUUCUCACACAUCACAGUGCCACAGAAGGAUCCUGAGUAUGCACCACAAAAAGGGUUCAUUCAAGUACCUUACUUUGACUAUGAGGGACACCAAGCAGCUUUUCUCUCUAUGACCUUGCUGAGAAAGUCAGAGGUGAUCUCUGUGUUAUCUGAUAUGUGGUUGGAGUGCAACAAAGUAGCAACCAUGAAACUGUUCGAUGUCUCAUCAAUCAAACCACUGCGACUUGAUGAUUUUGAAGUCAAACAGUCCCAAGUACAUACUCAGAUAAUCUUGUAUCUUAGGAAGGCAUGGUUAACUGCUCUAAGCAAAAGCAUCCAUUAGAUGGGUGAUAUUGGCCCGGGCUCAUACGACAUCAAUGAGUCCUGCUGGGAGAUGUAUAAGUUUUCCAAGCUGUUUAAACUAAUGGCUGUGAUGCGCUUCAUAAUGCAGGACUCCCUCCGCUUCCUUGUUCAGAACUCUCUGGUCAGCCUGACUAAGCUGUUUUUAGACGCCUGCCAAAGUGUGCUGACAUGUCCUCAGGACCUGGUGUGGGGAAACAACCUCAUCACCAGCCCCUACAAGCCAAAGGAGAGCCCUCUGUUCUUGGUGGACUUGGUGCUGGAUCAGACUGGAGUCCAUUACAGCACUCCUCUGGAGAAUUUUGAGACAUCUGUUAUUAACCUGUUCGAUAAGGGUAUUUUGGCCACCUACAAUGUACCACAGCUCGAUAAGUUUGUGAUGAAGAAGUUAUUCAUCGCUAGUGAUCCCUUGCUUGAGUCAGUGAGCUUGUGGGAAACAGGUGUAAAUGAACUGAGAGAGAAGGUCCGCAGUGCCGUGAUACAAGCAACCAUACCUCUCAGGGCUUAUGCUGCUGAAUAUGAGAAAUACUUGGAGCUACACAAUUUGGACGUAGAAACUCACCUCAAAUCUAUUGUGAAUGAUGAACUGACAUCCCAAAUAGUGAAGAGAGAGGUUGAACAGCAUCUCAAAGACAAGGAAAUAAUUGAACACUCCCUGCCAUCCUCAAUUGUCAUUGGUCCGUUUAUUGUCCGUGUGGAAACUGUGCGUCAGGCUCUGUCUUCUAAAAGAAAGGCUCUGGCCAAUGCAAUGUUGGAGCAUUUUGGCCAGAAGUUACGCAAACAAGUUGAUGAUGCAUGUGAAGAGUGUAACAUAAUAAGCAGGAAGCUGUAUGAGAAGCCCAGCAGCAUUGAAGAGCUGACUGAAAAGAGGGACUGGAUGAAGCAAAUCCCAGAACAGCUCAAUAUUUACAAGGAAGCCCUUGGAAAGACCCUGACAGACUAUGAUCUAAUGGACGAAUUUCUCUAUUGUCUUUCAAAUGACAAUGUUAACAAAAAAUGGACAGCUAUUGGAUGGCCACAAAGGAUAAUCAGUCAGAUGAAAGAAGUAGCUGCUCAAAGCGUAGAAGAUGAGGAACGCUUCCAUAAACAGCAACUGGCUGACCAGAACCACUUUGAGGAGCUUCUAAAGUCUCUGCAGAUGCUGGUUGCUGGGUUUGCGGGCCACUCAGACAUUGAUCAUGCUCAUGAGGUGGCCAACGAGAUGAGGCGCACUAACAAAGAACUAAAGGAAUGCCAGACGUUGGCUCAAACUUACAACACCAGAGAACGCUUGUUGGGUAUUCCCGUCACCAAUUACGUUUGCCUGCAAAAACUGAUAAAAGACUUCCAGCCCUUCAACGACCUCUGGACCACCACUUCUAAAUGGCUACGUUGGCAUGAGAGCUGGCUCAAUGACCCACUGUCCUCCAUCGACCCUGAGCAGCUUGAGCGCAAUGUUACAGAUGCCCACAAGACUAUGCACAAAUGUUCCAAACAGUUCAUGGACAUUCCUGACUACCAGUUUGUGGCGUCUGUAAUCCGCAGCAGAAUUGAGGACUUCCGUCCUAACAUUCCUCUGAUUCAAGGCCUGAGGAACCCAGGGAUGAGAAGACGCCACUGGGAGAUGCUUUCAGAACGGAUUCAGAUGAAAGUCAUGCCCAAGGCCAACCUGACUUUCUCCCGCUGCCUGGAGCUUGGCCUCCAGAAUCAUGUGGAUGACAUAGCCCAUGUUGCUGAGGUGGCUGGGAAAGAGUUCACCAUUGAACAGGCCCUGGAAAAGAUGGAGCAAGAGUGGUCAAAUGUGUUCUUUGAAGUUUUACCCUACAAGGAUACAGGCACCUACAUCUUUAAGAGUCCAGAUGAAGCCUCCCAGUUGCUGGAUGACCACAUAGUCAUGACCCAGAGCAUGUCCUUUUCCCCCUUUAAAAAGGCCUUUGAAGGCCAUAUCAACAUAUGGGAGAGCAAGCUCAGGAUCACUCAAGAUGUGCUGGAGGAGUGGGUGACAUGUCAGCGCUCCUGGCUCUACUUGGAGCCCAUUUUCAGCUCUGAUGAUAUAAACCAGCAGCUGCCUGUGGAAGGAGAAAGAUACCAGAAAAUGGAACAAAUUUGGAGGAGAGUAAUGAAAAGUGCCUUCAAUAAACCACAGGUGAUUGAGCUGUGUCCAGAUGCUCACCUACUGCACAAUCUGAAAGAGUGCAAUACACUGUUGGAAGAGGUGCAGAAAGGUCUCAGUGAGUACUUGGAGACAAAGCGAAGUUCCUUUCCCAGGUUUUACUUCCUGUCAGAUGAUGAGCUCCUUGAGAUUCUGUCCCAGACCAAAGAUCCUACUGCUGUGCAACCACACUUGCGCAAAUGCUUUGAGAACAUUGCACAGCUUCAAUUCCAGUCAGAUCUACAGAUCACUCACAUGUACUCGGGGGAAGGAGAGGAGGUGAAGCUUUCCGUGCUAGUGUGGCCUACAGGAAAUGUGGAGGACUGGCUCAAGGAUGUUGAGAAUUCUAUGAAGGCCACAUUGAGAGAUAAUAUUGAGCGCUCCCUCAAAGUCUACCCUGAGCAACCUCGAGCAGAGUGGGUGUUAUCGUGGCCUGGCCAAGUGGUCAUAGCUGGUUGUCAGGUCUUCUGGACCACUGAGGUGUCUGAGGCUUUGGAGCAGGGAGACUUGGCCAGCCGUCUUUAUCCCCAACUGCAGACACAGCUGGGUGACUUGGUGCAGCUGGUGAGAGGAGGUUUGUCGAGGAUGCAGCGAGCUGUGCUUUCAGCUCUUAUCGUCAUUGAGGUGCAUGCUAAAGAUGUUGUAGCCAAACUAGUGGAACAGGAGGUCUCAAGCGUCAAUGACUUUGAGUGGAUCAGCCAACUCAGAUAUUACUGGGCAAAAGAUGACCUGUACAUCCGUGCAGUGAAUGCAGAGUUUUUGUAUGGAUAUGAGUAUCUCGGUAACUCCGGACGCCUUGUCAUCACCCAGCUCACUGACAGAUGCUACUUGACCCUAACAGGAGCUCUACAUCUGAAGUUUGGGGGGGCUCCUGCGGGUCCAGCAGGUACAGGAAAGACAGAAACCACUAAAGACCUGGGAAAGGCUCUGGCUAUUCAGACAGUUGUUUUCAACUGCUCUGAUCAGCUUGACUUCAUUGCUAUGGGAAAGUUUCUCAAAGGACUGGCGAGCUCGGGUGCCUGGGCAUGCUUUGAUGAGUUCAAUCGGAUUGAUGUUGAAGUGCUUUCUGUAGUGGCACAGCAGAUUACCACCAUACAAAAGGCCCAACAGCAAAGGGCAGAGCGAUUUAUGUUUGAGGGAUCAGAGAUCCCUCUUGUCCCUUCUUGUGCUGUUUUCAUCACCAUGAAUCCAGGAUACGCUGGACGCACUGAACUUCCUGACAAUCUGAAGGCCCUGUUUCGUCCUGUGGCUAUGAUGGUCCCCAAUUACGCUAUGAUAGCUGAGAUCUCCUUGUACUCAUUUGGCUUUAGUGAUGCCAAAGUCCUCUCCAAGAAGAUCACCACGACAUUCAAGCUCUCAUCUGAACAGCUUAGCUCUCAGGACCAUUAUGAUUUUGGUAUGAGAGCUGUGAAGACUGUCAUCUCAGCUGCUGGCAAUCUGAAGAGAGAAAAUCCUGACAUGAAUGAGGAGUUGAUCUGUCUGCGGGCAAUUCAAGAUGUCAAUGUGCCAAAGUUUUUACAGGACGACUUGAAGCUCUUCCACGGUAUUGUGUCAGAUCUUUUCCCUAAGACUAAGCAGGAGCCAAUCAACUACGGCUCCCUGGAGGAGUCCAUGCGUAAUGUUUGCAAAAACAAGAACCUCAAAGAUGUGGAUGGGUAUAUUAGUAAAUGUAUUCAGCUGUAUGAGACCACUGUGGUGAGACAUGGCCUGAUGUUGGUCGGGCCCUCUGGAUCAGGUAAAACCAAGUGUUAUGAGAUACUAGGUGCUGCAAUAACAGCUCUGAAGGGCCAGCCCUCUGUGAGUGGAGGUGAGUAUGAGGCGGUUCAGACAUUUGUCCUCAACCCAAAGUCCAUCACCAUGGGACAGCUAUAUGGAGAGUAUGACUUGCUCACACAUGAGUGGACAGAUGGGAUCCUCUCAUCCCUUAUCCGAAGAGGUUCAGUAUGCAUGGACAAAGAGAAGAAAUGGUACAUGUUUGACGGGCCAGUGGAUGCUGUAUGGAUUGAGAACAUGAACACUGUGCUGGAUGACAACAAAAAACUGUGCCUCAGCUCAGGGGAAAUCAUGAAGCUCACAGAUGUGAUGACUAUGAUGUUUGAGGUGCAAGACUUAGCAGUGGCAUCCCCAGCCACAGUGUCUCGCUGUGGUAUGGUGUACCUGGAGCCCAGUAUUUUGGGCCUCAUCCCUUUCACAGAGUGCUGGCUGAGGAAGGUUCCUGAAGCCCUGAAACCGUACACAGAGCAGCUGAACUCCCUGUUUGCCAGGUUCUUGCAGGACUCAAUCAGAUUUGUCCGCUCAUCAGUAAAAGAGGUCAUCACAUCCCUGGACAGCAAUCUUGCCUGUAGUCUGAUUAAACUUAUGGACUGCUUCUUCAGACCCUUUAAUGAGGGAGACAAGCCACCUCCCAAAAAGAAACUGGAGCGUCUGAAGGAGCUGAUUGAGCCCUGGUUCUUUUUUUCUCUGGUGUGGAGUGUAGGAGCCACAGGAGACGCAGCCAGCUGUAAGCGCUUCAGUGCCUGGCUCAAGAACAAAAUGGCUGAAGAAAAGAUUCAGUUAUGUUUUCCUGAGGAGGACUCAGUAUAUGACUACAGUCUCGAGGAUGCAGGAAUAAGUCAUUUUGAGGACGAUGAUGAAGAUGAGGAACAAAGGGUCCAGUGGGUAAACUGGAUGAAAUCUGCAAAGAGUGACGUCAUCACACCAGAGACAAAUUAUGCUGACAUUAUCGUUCCCACUGCUGACACAGUGAGAAGGUCUUUCCUCAUGGAUAUGCUUUUGUCCGAUAAGAAACCUGUGCUCUGUAUUGGGCCUACUGGCACAGGAAAGACCCUAACCAUGUCUGACAAGCUUCUGAAGAACAUGCCUGCUGAAUACAUCACACACUUCCUCAUGUUUUCUGCCCGCACCUCAGCCAACCAGACUCAAGAUUAUAUUGACAGUAAACUUGAAAGAAGGCGAAAAGGUGUGUUUGGACCUCCAGUAGGGAAGCACUUCAUCUUCUUCAUUGAUGACCUUAACAUGCCCAUGUUGGAAACCUAUGGAGCUCAGCCUCCUAUUGAACUGCUGAGGCAGUGGAUGGACCACAGAGGCUGGUAUGACAGGAAACAGAUAGGGACUUUCAAGGAAGUAGUGGACAUCAAUUUUGCCUGUGCAAUUGGACCCCCAGGGGGAGGCAGGAACCCCAUCACGCAGCGUUUUACACGCCACUUCAACUUCCUGUCUUUCACUGAAAUGGAGGAUGCCAGCAAGAAAAGGAUUUUCUCCACCAUUUUGGGUGGUUGGAUGGAUGGAAUUAUGAGUAUAAAGGAGCCAGGCAGACCUGUACCAGCAAUCCAGCCAUUUAAUGAGCCUCUGGUAGGUGCUACAAUCAGAGUCUACGCUACCAUUACAUCCCAGCUUCUUCCAACUCCAGCCAAAUCCCACUACACCUUCAACCUCAGAGACCUGUCCAAAGUCUUCCAGGGCAUCCUGAUGGCGGACGCUGGAAUGAUAGAGGACAAACUGCAGCUGUUGCAGCUUUGGUACCAUGAAAGUUGCAGGGUUUUCCGGGACCGCCUGGUGUGUGCUGAGGACAGGGACUGGUUCAACAGACUCCUCAAAGACUGCAUUGAGGAGUUUGACUGCAACUUUGAUGAAGUCGUGGCCUGCCAACCUGUUUUGUAUGGAGAUUUCAUGUUUCCCCGAGCUGAUCAAAAAAUCUACACCCUGAUAGAGGACAAGGAAAAGUUGGGUAGAGUGAUGGAAGAAUACAUGGAUGACUACAACCAGACCAGUACCACCAAGAUGAAGCUGGUUCUCUUCAUGGAUGCCAUUGAACACGUGUGUCGUAUCAGCCGCAUCUUGCGCCAGCCCCUGGGCAACGCUCUGCUGCUUGGAGUGGGUGGGAGUGGACGCCAGUCACUCACAAAGCUGGCCUCAUUUAUAUCAGAAUAUGAAUGUUUCCAGAUUGAGCUGGCCAAGAACUACGGUCAAGCAGAGUGGAGAGAAGAUAUUAAAAGCAUCAUGCUGAAGGCCGGUCUCCAGAACCAGCAGAUCACCUUCCUCUUUGUAGACACACAGAUUAAGAGUGAGUCAUUCUUGGAGGAUAUCAACAACAUCUUGAACUCUGGAGAUGUUCCCAACCUGUAUGCUUCAGACGAGCAGGAGAGAAUUCUUUCAGCCAUGAAGCCAGUGGUUCAAGACCUGGGACAGCAGCCGACUAAAGCCAACCUUAUGGCUGCUUAUAUUAGGAGGGUCCGCAGCAACAUCCACACUGUACUCUGCAUGAGUCCUAUUGGGGAGGUGUUUCGUGCACGGCUGAGGCAGUUUCCCUCCCUGGUGACCUGUUGUACCAUAGACUGGUUCAGUGCCUGGCCAGAGGAGGCUCUGCAGGCUGUUGCGACAUCAUUUCUCAAUGAGCUGCCUGAGCUUGAAGCAAGCCCCACAGCCAUGAGAGGACUGACAUUGAUGUGUGUUAAGAUCCACCAGACAGUGGCCAGGAAGUGUGAACAGUACCUGGCAGAGCUUUCGCGCCACAACUAUGUCACACCCAAAAGCUACUUGGAACUGCUCAAAAUCUUUUCUGAUCUUAUCGGACGCAAGAAGCAAGAAUUAUGUGGUGCUCGUCAGCGCAUGAAGACUGGCCUGGACAAGCUUCUUAGCACAGCCGAUGAUGUGAGUAACAUGCAAGAAGAGCUGGAAACGAUGAGACCUCUCUUGGAGGAGGCCGCCAGAGACACUGAAAGCACAAUGGAGACCAUCAAAAAAGACACGGUGGUUGCAGAAGAGACAAGGAAGUCCGUACAGGCCGAAGAAGCAAAAGCUUCAGAAAAAGCCUGCUUUGCAGGAGCAAUUGCAGCAGAUGCCCAGAGAGACUUGGAUGAGGCUCUGCCAGCCCUGGAUGCAGCUCUCACCAGCCUUAAGUCACUCAACAAGGGUGAUGUCACUGAGGUACGAGGAAUGCAGCGACCUCCACAGGGGGUGAAACUGGUUAUUGAGGCCAUGUGCAUUAUGAAGGGCAUCAAACCUAAGAGGGUUCCUGGAGAGAAGCCUGGUACCAAGAUUGAUGACUACUGGGAUGCUGGUAAGGGUCUUCUUCAAGACCCUGGCAAGUUUCUGGAGGGCCUCUUCAAUUAUGAUAAGGAUAACAUCCCUGACAGUGUGAUAAACUUAGUCCAACCUUAUAUAGAUAACGAGGAAUUCCAGCCAGCUUCCAUUGCAAAGGUUUCCAAAGCCUGUACCUCCAUUUGCCAGUGGGUGCGAGCCAUGCAUGUAUAUCAUUUCAUAGCCAGGGCCGUGGAACCUAAAAGGCAAGCUCUCCAAGAGGCCCAGGACGACUUAGCAGCUACCCAGCUCAUACUGGAUGAUGCCAACGCACAGCUGGUAGCUGUGGAAGGUGGCAUUGCCACUUUGCAGGCCAAGUACGAAGACUGCCUGUCUAAGAAAGAUGAGCUGGACAAGAAGUUUCAACUGUGUGGGGCCCGCCUCGUCCGAGCAGAUAAGCUGAUAGGAGGUCUUGCAGAUGAGAAGGUGCGCUGGAAGGAAACAGUGCUACAUCUGGAUUAUAUGGUCAAUAAUGUGGCCGGUGACGUGCUUCUAUCUGCAGGAUAUGUGGCAUACUUGGGACCCUUUACUGGAGAGUACCGGUCCGCCAUGGCAGAGGAGUGGCUGCAUUGUUUCAAAGAGUUUAAUGUCCCACACACUGAGGAUCCAAACCUGAUCAGCACCCUAGGGGAUCCAGUCAAGAUCCGUUCCUGGCAGAUAUCAGGUUUGCCCAAGGAUAACCUUUCAGUGGAGAAUGGUGUGAUUGCCCAAUACUCUCUGCGCUGGCCUCUCUUCAUUGAUCCUCAGGGACAAGCCAACACAUGGAUAAAAAACAUGGAGCGAAACAAUGGAUUGGAGGCAAUGAAGCUAAGUGACCGGGACUUCCUCCGCAGUCUUGAGAACGCCAUUCAGUUUGGUAAACCCUGCCUCCUGGAGAAUGUAGGAGAGGAGUUGGAUCCUGCACUAGAACCUGUUUUGUUGCAACGGACAUUCAUGCAGCAAGGCAGUAUGAUGCUGAAGCUGGGCGACAAAGCCAUCCCUUACCAUAAAGGCUUCAAGAUGUACAUCACUACUAAGCUUCCUAAUCCACACUACUCUCCAGAAGUCUCCACCAAUGUCACCCUUAUAAAUUUCACCCUGUCUCCAAGUGGUCUAGAGGACCAGUUAUUGGGCCAAGUUGUUGCUGAGGAACGCCCAGACCUAGAAGAGGCUAAAAACCAGCUGAUCAUCAGCAAUGCCCAAAUGAAAGAGGAGCUAAAAGGAAUUGAGGAUGAGAUCCUGUUCCGUCUCAGCUCCACUGAAGGAAACCCUGUGGACAAUGAGGAGCUCAUUCAAGUGUUGGAGGCUUCCAAGAUCAAAGCAGGAGAAAUCAAGGCUAAAGUGAUGGCAGCAGAGCAGACUGAGCAGGACAUUGAUGCCACUCGUCUAGAGUAUGUUCCCGUUGCUGUGCGCACACAGAUUCUCUUCUUCUGUGUGUCAGACUUGUCCAAUGUUGACCCCAUGUACCAGUAUUCACUGGAGUGGUUCCUUGGCAUCUUCAUGGCAGGGAUUGAGAACUCUGAAAGAGCAGAAACGGUGGAGGAAAGAAUCGCAAACAUCAGUGAAUUUUUCACCUUCAGUCUGUACAGCAACGUGUGCCGCAGCUUGUUCGAGAAGCACAAACUUAUGUUUUCCUUCCUCCUGUGUGCUCGCAUCAUGAUGAAUGAUAACAAAAUUAAUAUGGCGGAGUGGCGCUUUCUGCUAUCUGGAGGGAUGCCCAUCCAAGAGCUAACAAACCCUGCGGUGAGUUGGCUGUCAGAUCGAGCCUGGCAGGACAUCCUGGGGCUCAGUGAUCUGGACAAAUUCAGCAACCUGGCAGGGAGCUUCAGUCAACAUCUUCAGGGAUACAAAAGGAUUUUUGAUAGCAACCACCCUCACAGGGAGCCUCUUCCAGGAGAGUGGGACUCAGAGCUGGAUUCAUUCCAGAAGCUGUUAGUCCUGCGCUGUCUGAGGGCUGACUGUCUUGUUCAAGGCCUACAGGACUUUGUAUCAGCUCAGCUGGGACAGUGCUUCAUAGAACCUCAGACGUCAGACCUGUCUGUGGUCUUCAAGGAGUCCUCCCCCUCCACUUCCCUAAUCUUUGUGCUGUCCCCUGGCACUGAUCCUGCAGCUGACCUCUACAAGUUUGCAGACGUCAUGCAGUUCUCAAAGAAAAUGAGUGCCAUCUCACUGGGCCAGGGCCAGGGCCCCUGGGCUGAGAAACUGAUGCAUGCUGCCAUGGAACGAGGUCAGUGGGUCUUCUUCCAGAACUGUCAUCUGGCUCCCAGUUGGAUGCCGUCCCUGGAGAGACUCAUUGAGAAUAUCGACCCAGUAAAGGUUCACAGAGACUUUCGUCUGUGGCUCACAAGUCUCCCCAGCAACAAGUUUCCUGUCUCCAUCCUCCAAAAUGGGUCAAAAAUGACUAUUGAGCCUCCAAGGGGAAUCAAGGCCAAUCUACAGAAAACCUACUUGAGACUCACCAAUGAGUUCAUCUCGUCCUCAACAAAGGUCACACACUUGAAGUCUUUACUCCUUUCUCUGUGUCUUUUCCAUGGAAUUUCUCUGGAGCGAAGGAAGUUUGGUCCACUAGGUUUUAACAUACCCUACGAGUUCACAGAUGGAGACCUGAAUAUCUGUAUCAGCCAACUCAAAAUGUUUCUGGACGAGUACCAGGACAUCCCAUUCAAGGUACUAAAAUACACUGCUGGAGAGAUAAAUUAUGGCGGCCGUGUGACAGACGACUGGGACAGGAGAUGUUUGCUCAGUGUGUUGGAGGAUUUCUACUGUCCUGCUGUGCUUGUUGAUGAGCAUGUCUACUCUUCAUCUGGAGUCUACCGUCAGAUUGAUACAAAUCUGGAUAUCAAGGGGUACUUGGCAUACAUCCGUGGUUUGCCCAUCAAUGACACACCUGAGAUUUUUGGUCUCCAUGACAACGCUAACAUCAGCUUUGCCCAGAAUGAGACAUUUGCCCUGCUGGGAGCUGUGGUUCGUCUCCAGCCCCGUACUGCAUCUGCUGGGGGGAAAACCCUGGAGGAGAUAGUGGAGGAGAUAGUGGGAGGUAUUGUUGAAAAGAUACCUCAGCCUUUCAGUGUUCAGGAGGUGAUGGAAAAGUACCCGGUCAUCUAUGAAGAGUCCAUGAACACUGUGCUCAUCCAGGAGGUCAUCAGAUAUAACAAGUUGCUGGAGGUCAUCUCUCAGAGUCUGGGUGAUAUUGUAAAGGCUCUGAAGGGUUUAGUGGUGAUGUCAUCAGAGCUGGAGCUCAUGGCCAACAGCCUGUUCAACAACUUGGUGCCUGACAUGUGGAAAGCCAAGGCUUACCCGUCUCUGAAGCCUCUGGCCUCUUGGGUGUCGGACCUACUUCAGAGGAUCAAUUUCCUGCAGAGAUGGAUCUAUAAUGGCAUUCCACCUGUCUUCUGGAUCAGCGGCUUCUUUUUCCCCCAGGCUUUUCUCACUGGAACCCUCCAGAACUACGCCCGUCGCUCUGGCACCUCCAUUGACACAAUUGGAUUUGAUUUUGAGGUAACAGUGAAGUCAGUGUCAGAGAUAACAGAGAAACCAAACACGGGCUGCUACAUCCAUGGUCUAUUCCUGGAGGGGGCUCGGUGGGAUAACAAGGAAGGUCAGCUCAGGGAUUCUAGGCCCAAGGAGCUCUACACAGAAAUGGCCAUCAUCUGGCUCAUUCCCAAACCCAAUCGCAAACCACCACCAAGUGGGGUCUACGUAUGCCCCAUCUACAAGACACUCACGCGUGCCGGGACUCUGUCUACAACCGGUCAUUCUACCAACUAUGUGAUCGCAGUGGAGCUGCCUACAGAUCACAGUCAGGGACACUGGAUCAAACGGGGGGUCGCCCUCAUCUGUGCACUGGAUUACUGAACACAAACACAUGCACAAAAAGAAAAAGCACCUGUCAUAACUCUGUCUCUUUAUUUUUACACCAUGAUUAUAAUUACAGUUCUGGCUAAUAAGAAAAUAAGCCAUGAGACUACUUCAAAUGUAAAAUAAAUGAUAUUCACCAAGA
Molecule: messenger RNA, 12748 nt
Organism: Notolabrus celidotus (New Zealand spotty)
Lineage: Eukaryota; Metazoa; Chordata; Actinopteri; Labriformes; Labridae
Gene: dnah1
Product: dynein, axonemal, heavy chain 1
Biological process (GO): microtubule-based movement
Cellular component (GO): dynein complex
Molecular function (GO): dynein intermediate chain binding; dynein light intermediate chain binding; minus-end-directed microtubule motor activity
Source: RefSeq, a predicted model, not a curated record